UUUCUUCAAUUUUGUUUCUUUGAAAGCUGAGGAAUUAAGCUUCAUAUUUGGCAAUCAAAUUCAUCAAUUUAUUUGUGAUGUUAAAUUUAAGGGUAAAGCCAAAGGCAAUGGCAGAGGGAGAAGAGGAUUUGCCUAGGGAUGCUAAGAUUGUCAAGUCGCUGUUGAACUCUAUGGGCGUUGAGGAAUAUGAACCUAGCGUUAUCCAUCAGUUUCUUGAGCUGUGGUACCGCUAUGUCGUGGAUGUAUUGACGGAUGCGCAGGUUUACUCCGAGCAUGCCGGGAAGCAAACUAUUGAUUGCGAUGAUGUUAAGCUUGCUAUUCAAUCUAAAGUCAAUUUCAGCUUCUCACAGCCCCCACCCAGAGAGGUUGUUUUGCUUGAAAAUGUGCUUUUGGAGUUGGCUAGAAAUAGGAACAAAGUUCCAUUGCCAAAGGCAAUACCGGGACCUGGAAUUCCCCUACCACCUGAGCAGGAUACAUUGAUAAGCACAAACUACCAAUUUGCCAUCCCUAAGAAGCAACCGGCUCAAGCACUGGAAGAGACUGAAGAUGAUGAAGCGAGUGUUGAACCGAAUUUGUCGCAAGAAGACCGAUGUGCCACACCCAACAUCUCAGAGAGUAUCGUUUACUCUCACUAAGCGCUCCAAGUGAGGAUACGUUUUUGUACGAUAUUUCAUCACACCAUCUAUGUAGGAUAUGCUUUAAGCUUCAUCAUAUGUUCAUCAAAGAGAAGUUGGUGUAUCAUCUGAUAUCAUGAUGUAAUGGAAUGGAUCUUUUGUAAUCUGGUCAAGUUUUUGCUUCCAAUGUUAGUGUUGCAAUUUGUGCAA
Messenger RNA from Hibiscus syriacus, 824 nucleotides. Its product is annotated as transcription initiation factor TFIID subunit 9-like. Gene Ontology annotation, molecular function: RNA polymerase II general transcription initiation factor activity; protein heterodimerization activity; transcription coactivator activity. The coding region runs from base 78 to 635 and encodes 185 amino acids. The record is from RefSeq and is a predicted model, not a curated record. NCBI's taxonomy places the organism in Eukaryota, Viridiplantae, Streptophyta, Magnoliopsida, Malvales, Malvaceae. The transcript is spliced from 2 exons. Gene Ontology annotation, cellular component: SAGA complex; transcription factor TFIID complex. Gene Ontology annotation, biological process: RNA polymerase II preinitiation complex assembly; DNA-templated transcription initiation.